GAAGCACUCGGCCUCCUCUUCUCUCACUUGCGGGCGGGAAGCGAGCAUGGCGGAGCUCCGUCUGCUACCGCGCCGCGCACAGGACUUCGCCUCGGCCGACUUCUGGGAGCGCUUCUUUCGAGAGCGCGGCGGGCGGGCCUUCGAGUGGUACGGGGCCUGGAAAAGUCUCCGGGCGCCGCUGGAACGGUACUUGCGCCCGCGGGACUCGAUCCUUGUUGUUGGUUGUGGAAACUCAGAACUGAGUGAGGAGCUCUAUGAUGAAGGUUAUCAAGAUAUCAUCAAUGUGGACAUAAGUGAAUUGGUUGUAAAACAGAUGCAGGAACGCAGUGUUCAUCUAAGACCCAAGAUGACCUACAUGGUUAUGGAUGUGCUGCAGAUGGAUUUCCCUGAUGGGCACUUCCAAGUGGUGCUGGACAAAGGCACUCUUGAUGCUCUGCUGACUGAUGCGGAAGAAAUGAGUCUGAGACGGGCUGAAAGAAUGUUUGCUGAAAUCGGUCGGGUUCUGCGGUUUGGGGGGCGUUAUCUUUGUGUCUCCUUGGCACAAGCACAUGUGUUGAAAGCAGCUGUGGAACAUUUCUACCAGCAAGGCUGGAUGGUUCGAAUACAUCAAGUCUCCAGCAAUGAAACAGACACUUCAGAAGGAGAGUUUGCCCUUCCUGUCUUUGUCUAUGUUAUGACAAAGAUAAAGCCUGUCCCAGGCUCAACUCUGUGCAUCCUAGAACUGUGUACUGAAGAACAGCACAAACCUGUCCGGUUCAGCAGCACUCAACAUCUGAUUGAGGCAGUAGAAGAGAGACAACAAUAUUGUUUGUUACGGAGUCAGCUCAGAAGAAAUCCCAGUGCAGGGACCAUCUGUCUCGAUCUCUGCAGCAAAGAUACCGAUACCAGCCAAGUCCGCUAUACUUUACAUGUUGUACACAACCCAACCGUGAAAGUGUCCCGUGACAAUCAAUUUGCCAUCUUCAUCAUACCACAGGGAAGAGAAAAUGAAUGGCUAUUUGGGACAGAAGCAGGACGGAAGCAAUUGGCUGCAAGUGCUGGGUUCUGGCGUUUAGUAACUGUGGUCUUACACAGAGAUCAGCAGUAUGAAGACAUGGGAACCAUCCAGGCAGAACUGUCAGAAAAGGUGAUGGAGUUGGCCCCACCUGGACUUCCAGCCCAGCAGCAGGUACCCUUUCUGUCAGUGGAUGGAGACAUUGGGAUGCGCACCAUCCAACAUCGUGCUACUAGCCCCUGUAGUGGGGAAUAUAUUAUUGAAGAUGUGAAAGGAGAUGGUGCCCACUACUUCCGCCACCUCAUCUUCCUCAGCAACAGGAAUGUGGUGCAGUCAGAAGCAAGGCUGUCAUCCAGGACAUCCCAUAAAGGGAAUAAGAAGCACAAAAAGAAGAAAAGUGCAUCUUCCAGUAGCCAAAAGGAACCCAUUGAUGUAUCAGCCAAUCCGUCUAUUGACAAAACCUACCUGUGUUGUGCUCAUCACAGAACCAUGAUUGCUGGACUCUGUCUUCUGAAAAAUCCCGAAUGCCUCCCAGAAACCCGGAUCCGUGUGUUAGUUAUUGGCCUGGGUGGUGGCAGCCUGCCUCUCUUCAUCCAUGAUUACUUCUUGCAAUGCUGUAUUGAUGUGGUGGAGAUUGACCCAGCCAUGCUGGAAGUUGCUACACACUGGUUUGGCUUCUCUCAAGAUGACAGGCUCAAAGUUCACAUUGCGGAUGGCUUAGCCUAUGUUGCCAGCCUUGGAACAAAAGCUUCAUCUUCCUAUGAUGUUAUCAUGUUUGAUGUGGACAGCAAAGACCCUACCUUAGGAAUGAGCUGCCCACCACCAGCUUUUGUGGAGAAGUCUUUUCUUCAGAAAGCAAGGUCCCUUUUAAAAAUGGAAGGCAUUUUUAUUCUCAAUUUGGUGUGCCGAGACUCCCUGCUUCGAGAUGCUGUCUUAGCUACCCUUAAAGAGAUUUUCCCUUUCCUCUAUACCUGUAAGAUUGAAGAGGAAGUCAAUGAGAUCCUGUUCUGCCAGCAACAGGCAAGGCACAAACUGUCUCCAGCAGAAGUCCAAGAGACAGCUCAGAUUCUUGAGAAGGCAUUAAGGCAACCUGGUUGGGCAUGGGAUAGCACUUAUGUAUUGGCUGAUGUGCUGGAAACAGUGAGAUUGGUGUGAAGAAGCAAUAAUUUGAUGCCAUAUAGUGUCUUUUGGAGAGACGUAACAACGUUCUGUGGACUAGGGAUUAUGCUAUCCAUCAGUUCCACAUUCACAUCUCUUGCAAAUAUGGAGGCACUUGCAUUCAGAUCACGGGAAGAAGAGGAAAUGCCUAAUCUAUACUUGAAGAUUAAGCAUACUGGAAAACCUUCUCUAAGGAGACUGAGAUAUUCAGGGAAGAUUGUCAGUACCAUGCAACACUUCCCAGGAAUAGUUCCUAGUUCUGGGCAUGCACAGCAUUUGUACUGAAAAUAUACUGCCUCACUCUUAUUCUGUGUGGUCAUUGAUGGUUGAUUUAAUAUGUUUAAUAGCAUUACAAAUGUAAAUAAAAUCAUCUUCUCUGAUUAUUAAUUUGGGAUUUGAUAGGAUUAAUAUGAAACAGUCACCAGCAGCUCUGACAUUUGGAAUUUUCAAGAUGGCCUGUUGUAGAGACCUAUAAAAAACAUGGUCUACAAUAUAGGCCAUUGUAUCUAUUUCAACAAACAAAUAAUACCAUGGUCUCUUUAAGAUAAGGGUGAGCAACUGCAGCAGGACCAGGGGCCAAUUUUCAGACCAUGAGAUUCUCAAUCAGCUGUACAGACUGGAAAAAUAAGUAUUUGUUUUUGUUAGGGUUCAUACUGUAGAUAUACUUGAUGGGUAAUUGAAUAGCACUGGAGGAAAUUAAUAAUUCCAGUUAUGAAAUGCAAAUAACAUCAACAGACAGAAAUUAAAACUCACUUAGCAUUUUUCUCCCCCCAAGGAAUUGGUGUUGUGCAGCUCCACCCAAGACUGGGUCACUGAAUAAAACUGGAGGAAAUUAGUAACUCCUGUUACGAAAUAUGAAUCAUGUUAACAGACAGGAAUUAAAACUCACUCAGCUUCUUUCUUCCCCCAAGGAAUUAGUGUUGUGCCACUCCACCCAAGACUGAGAUCACCGUUUUAAGUCAUUAUGAAUCAAUAUCUCCACAUGUUGCAAUGGGACAUCCUAUGUGUGUAUUUUCAGUGAGCAACUGGUAAUGGUGGGUGGGAGCCUAAAGUUCAGAUGCAUGCUGAAAACUUUAACUUUCUUGUUUGUAGAAUCUGCUGCCAGCAGCUUCGUUCAAAACAACAUCUGGGGGCCUGCAGGGUGCAACACCCAUCUACUAGCUGCUUGAUCAGCUUUGGGGAUUUUUUUGAUUGAGGGAAAAAGAGUCAGUCUUGUGCUCGGGGCAGAGGCUGCCAUUUUCCCACUCUGUGCAAAUCAGAUUAAGCAAGCCCACACAAAUCCCCACAACCAAAUCAGUGACUGCAGAAAUUAAGGUACUUGCAUCAGUGCCCACUCCCUAAGCAGCCAGGGAGAAAGGAUCAAUCUCCAUUGCAGCCCCUUCCACACAACUGUAUAAAAUCUACAUUGAACUGGAUUAUAUGGCAGUGUGGACUCAGGUAACCCAGUUCAAAGCAGAUAUUGUGGAUUAUCUGCCUUGAUAUUCUAGAUUAUAUGGCUGUGUGAAAGGGCCCUACAUAGUAGUGGAGACUAUCAGUACAUUAGAUGGGUGUAGGGUCCCAGCUUUACAUCAAGCCCUGGGCUCCCAACACAUGAGUGCUUAAACAGCAUCUCUAGUCUCAGUCCAUUUUCAAUCAUGAUUCAAGGUGUUGGUAUUGUCUUUAAAGCUCUCUAUGGCUAGGAACCUAAUGGGUAACCUCCCCAGGAAGAAGUAAUUGUCAGAGAUUCUCCUUGCCUCUGACUUGAGUGGCAACUCAGAAGGACUGAGUUGGUAUUGGUUUAUGUCCUAUACUGUAGGAUGGGAACGAAAUAUUGUCCUCCCAGCUGAACACAAACCUGGGAUAAGCAGAAAGGCAAAGAGCCAAUAAACAAUUUUGGCUAAAGAAAUUGUCAAGCAUAGUCCUGCUUUCAGUCCAUACCGACACUGAUCACUGGCCAAGAUUGUUAUUUUAUUUCAAGCAUCAGUAUUUUACUUCUGAGCAACAUAGAAAAAGACAAAAGGAUCACUUACACUGAUCACUUAGGCCCAAUUAGCACAAGAUGCUAAUUUGUCAUAUCCUGGGGCAAGUACACCUCAAUGCACCCUUGUCCUAGGUUAUGCUAAUUUGGGAGAAAACCCAAUCCUCAUGUCUCAAGACAAUUUUCCAGAUGUUGAAGUACAAAGGCACAUUGAUGCUAUUUGCUUAAGAAAGGAGCCUGUGGCUUCACAAACGGACAGACACCCUGGAUUCCAAGAGCUGCUUUUUACUGCACUUUGUCUCAGUUCCCACAUGGCCCCUGCCUGCAUUAAAUCCCUGAACUCAGUGGUUCUCAAGCUGUGAGUCCCCAGAUGUUUUGGCCUUCAACUCCCAGAAAUCCUAACAGCUGGUAAACUGGCUGGGAUUUCUGGGAGUUGUCGGCCAAAAUACCUGGGGACCCACUGCUUGAGAACCACUGCCUUAACAAGAGAAACAUCUUACACGAACUGUAGAUCUGUAAUUACCUAAACCAUGUGUUUUCUUAUUUAUAACAUCUUUUCUUGAUGAAAAAGUCAGAGUUUCAAAAAUGCUGUGCAUUUUUAUGGGCCAGUAAUGGUAUCGCUGUUUUGUGGAAGAAGAUCCUGCACUUAUUUUCAGAAUCAGCUUUAUUCUAUUGUGACAAACUGUUCACAAAUUCCAUGACUAAAUUGUAAUAUUUAUAAUUUUGUGGGCAAUCUUUAAACAGCUCCCCUAAAAUACUUACUUCAAAAAAGUUCCCAGGAUUUUAUCCUGCUUUUUCCUCCUCUCUAUGAAAAAAGCUUCUGUGUAAGAAGGAAGGAGGUGUUUGUGUCGUUUUGCUAGGCAGGCCAAUGUGGUUUUGUUGUAAUCACAACAAAAAGAAAUGGCUGUCUGAGAAGCUACGUACAUACAAUGUAUUUAAUUCACAUUAUGUUUUUCCUUCCACAAUGAAUCAUGGUUAACAAAUAUACACAAGGCUGUGGUUCUCAAACAUCUUUCGGAGUAAAAGAAGAUUAAUAAAAGCUUCUUUUUUUAA
This is a messenger RNA of Anolis carolinensis (green anole), 5162 nucleotides long. RefSeq names its product methyltransferase 13, eEF1A N-terminus and K55 (gene mettl13). Lineage: Eukaryota; Metazoa; Chordata; Lepidosauria; Squamata; Anolidae. The coding region runs from base 47 to 2149 and encodes 700 amino acids. The transcript is spliced from 8 exons. The record is from RefSeq and is a predicted model, not a curated record.